Messenger RNA from Ooceraea biroi (clonal raider ant), 2888 nucleotides. Its product is annotated as ankyrin-3. Lineage: Eukaryota; Metazoa; Arthropoda; Insecta; Hymenoptera; Formicidae. The record is from RefSeq and is a predicted model, not a curated record. Gene Ontology annotation, molecular function: protein binding.
GGUACCGCUACAAUUUCGCCAAAUGCGUUUUUACGUCGAUCGCCAAAACAAUUUGUAAACUACUCCCAAAACAAACUCACGUGAUAAAACCAAAAGAAUUCGUGAAUCGUUCGAGAAAUGAUCGAGCGAAGGAUACAGUCGACGAUGACGUUCGCGUUUUUGUUCGGCAGCAUCGGAUCAGCAGGCAAGAAGGUAUGGCCCUUCGCGUGGCGUAUUUACGCGCUAGGCAAAAAUUGCGUAGCAGUCACAAGUGGAAUAAAGAGAUCAGAGGAGGAGACAGGAGAGAGAAGGAGAGACUGAAUGCGCAAACUCCCGCGCCGUCCCUUUGUGUUAUUUUCGGGUGGCGAGUCGCGCCGUUUCGUCGGAAGCUUUAAAUAGGACCGGGUUGUCCGACGAAGAAGGCAGUUUUCGUGACAUCGUUCCUACAUGCUGGAGCAUCGCACAAUCUUCGAUAUGCCGACCGAGUGCAUCGCCAACCCGUUGCAACGGGAACUGGCCGACUCGAUAAUACGGCUGCAGCCACUCGAUGAGAUUCGCAUCCUCCUCGCCUGCGGUGCCAAACCGAACGAGCCGGUCACUCAGGGCCUCAGGCCCUUGCAUUAUGCAGUCUGGCAGCGCUACACCGAAGCCGCACAGCUUCUACUGGUGCGCGGUGCCGACAUUGAUGCUACCGACGAGUGUGGCUACUCCGCGCUGCAUCUCGCCGCUGAACACGGCUACCUGGACCUGGUGAAACUGCUGCUGAAAUAUGGCGCUAAGGUGGAUCAUCGGCAGGAUACGGGAGAGCUCUUUCCCAGAACCAUGCUGUGUGAUGAACCGCUGCGACUGGCGCUGCGGAAUCGCCACGUCGAGGUUGCGAGGACUCUGUUAGAGGCCGGCGCCAAUCCGAAUAAGAGAUAUUUCUUCGGCUCCGAAAUUAAUCUAGUGUCGCCCCUGGAUCUGGAAUGCAUGGAACUAUUGCUGGCGUUCGGCGCUCAACCGAACACGCGGGAUCGCGCUGGGCUGACGCCUCUCAUGAAGGCCGCCAGAUUGCCGCAAGGCAUAGCUUCGGUGCUUCUGCUGUUGAGCUACGGCGCGGAUGUGAACUCGAUGGCGGACGCCAGGCAUGAUUAUCGCACGGUGAUACAUUACGCAAUCCUCGGCGGUGACCCGGCGGUGAUAAAUCUAUUGUUGAAGCAGGGUGCUAGGCUGGAUCUCGGGCCGGACUAUCAGAAACCGACCGCUUUGGACUUGGCCAUACUCAAGGGAGACCCAUCGAUCGUUGAGAUGCUGCUCGAAGCGGGUGCGGACGUGAAUGCCACGUCACCGAUUAUCGGCUCGCCGCUGCACGUGGCGUGCGCAGACAACAUCCCGAACCGGCUAGAGAUUCUGUCUAUGCUGCUCGAACGUGGGGCCGAUCCGAACCUAGUGAUCCGCAGCGACGACGGGCCGGCGCUGCGACCGGUGCUCGCCGAGUAUGUCGCUUCGAAUGAGAAUCCAUCUGUAGAAGUAGUCGCAUUGCUGCUCAAAUACGGCGCCCGGGUGGUGAUCAAGACGCAAUUUCGCGAUCCGCACGGUAUCCUGAAUUCUCUGCAGAACAUGGCCGAUAAGCCUCGCUUGCUGCGCGCAUUGCUAGAGGCAGCGGAGAGCUUCGAUCCCUGUAUGAUACGACGGUCCAGCAGUCUGACUGACGCACAGAAGGCUCUGGUGAUGGAGGCGGCCAGGACCCCCUUACCGUUGACCCAUCAGGCGAGACUGAUAGUCCGCAGGUUGUGCGGCACUAGGCUACCAAAGAUCGUAAGGAAGCUGCAGCUGCCGCAAUCGUUACAUCGUUACCUCCUCUAUGACUUUUUUUAGCGAAAAGUUUGCUUUCGUGAUAAAAGAAGGAUUUACUCGAGAUCUCCUUCCUUGAGUUUACGGUAAAUUGCAAAGGAUCCAGUUUUUAUAUUCCAUGCCUGGCCUAGGCGUUUGGGCAUAACUGAAGCACCCGGAUGCAGGACAGCACUCAGAAUUGCAGUAACUGCAGAAAAGAUCCUUUUAAAUCGUUUUUGGUAACAGUUAUUAAUAUUAUGAAUGAUUAUAAUGAUUUAUAUAUUGAUAUCUCAAUGAUAUUAAAUUAUAAAUAUAAAUUAUAAUAGUAUAAUUAAAUCUGUAUAAAAAAGCAGUUUAAAAAUAUUAUUUAGUGCUGUUUUGCAUCUUAGAGCUUCAACUGCAUAAGAAUCGUAGACUUGACAUGAAAAAGGCUGAGAAGUACCAUUUUGCGAGAUUGAAUUCUUUCGUGUGCUAAGGGGUAUGAUGACAUUGUCAAAGACUGCUUUUAGAGAUCGUCGAAGAUCCGAAAUACUAUACGAGUCUACGUCAAAUUCGAUGAGUACAAUAAUGAGGCUGUUGAGGCGCCAUCCUCUUAUUUAGACUUAGCAUUCUACUUUUACGUAUAAACGUGAUUUACGAGCAACGUGAUCUAUAAUCCUUAUACUUAUAUAAUUUACUUAUACGUGUGUCACACCGUUCUAGUCGCCAAAUGUUUUAUAUGUAUUGUAUUUUCUCUUUACUUUGUGUGGAAAUAAUCGUUUGCAAUAAAAGUGAACACACAUUCGUUGCUCAAACAUGCGAACGGAUAUCAUGAUGAUGACAAUCGAUUUGUGCCAAAUUUUUUCAUGCGUAUUGUCGCGAAUACUCGACUUGUAACUUGAACAUUGCGCUGAACUGUUUGGUAACUCGUAAAUAUUUUAGAAUUAUUUUUUUGGAGAGAAUUAUACAAGAAAAUUGUUUCGUUGAUCAGAUGAGUACCGAGAGAGACUUUCCCCUCUGGUAAUCAACGCACAAAGUGAUGAACUUUUGUACCUUUGUAUAUAUAAUUAUAUAUACGCUCAAUGUACAGGGAGAAAUAAAGGAGAAUCAUAUGAGAA